UCUCCAGCAACUGGCUGUGCUACUCUCACUUCCUAUCAGCGUGUUAUCACUACAACUUUUCUUGGCAGUCAGUCUACUCUGUACCUGAACGAGAAGAAAAAAAGACUUUAUUUAAUUUGAGGGUGUACCAAGAGAGCAAACAGGAGGACACUUUGGUGGGAACAAGCCACUAUCCAAGGCUGAGGUUUAUGUCAUGCAGUGCAGGGUAUCUUGCAUGAAAAGUACGCGAAAGCCAGGUGCCACAGAAUACCAGCAGCUAUCCUGCACCGCAGGUCCCACCAGCUGAUCGGAAGAACAAUGUUUUGCCGUUUUAAAGUACUUUUCUACAUUUUUGCACAUGUUAUCGUAGUUCUUCUGCUACUUAUUUUUUUAUCCAACCCCACACGGGAGCUGCUGUCCCCCAGAAGUGCAGAAGAACAUAAACUUGAUUACAGAGCCAAGACACCAAGCAUAACAGACAUUCCUCAAUCACUAAUUGAGAAGAACAAAUUAACAGAACAAUUUGAAGACAAACAACCAUCUGUAAACAGUGGCAAAGAGAAGCAUUCAGUCCAAGCCACCAAAGCAACAUUUCAUAAUCUCUCGACACCCAUUAAUGAAACAUCUGUAAAAGUCAGACUGACCAGUCCGGCCAAGAGGAAUGUUCAGUCCACGUCUCUCAACAGGCAAGCUGCAAGGAAACCUCUUAUAUCAGGAAAUUUUACUUCAGAGCCAAAAUGGGGAAUUGAUGAAGAUGAUUAUACUAUGGUGAUUUCCCCCUUACAGACUAGUUGCCCCAUUUCUGUAAAAAUCAAAGCACGCCACUCACCUUGGAUGAAAGACAAGUUUCUUCCUCACAUCACAAUAUUCAUGGAUGAUCGUCACUUCAGUAACAAGGAAUGGGACAGACUGGAACACUUUGUCCCACCAUUUGGCUGGAUGGAAUUAAACUACACAGUGGUUCAGGAGGUGGUCUCUGCUCUCCCCUAUGUACCAGAUCAACAGCUGCUCCUCGCAAAGAAGAGUAAUGAGUUUCCACGCUGCGAUAGCUGUGCUGUGGUGGGAAAUGGGGGCAUUCUCAAUGCAUCUCGCCUUGGCAAGGAGAUUGAUGCACAUGAUUAUGUAUUCCGGGUCAAUGGGGCAGUGAUCAAAGGUUAUGAAGAGGAUGUAGGAGUGCGAACCUCUUUCUAUGGCUUCACUGCUUUCACCAUGUUGUCCUCUAUUUACUUACUUAACAGAAACGGAUUUGCCAACAUGCCCCAGGACAAGGAGACAAAGUACAUCCUUUUCGCGGAGGGACAGAGAGACUACGAGUGGUUACAAGCUUUACAGCAGAACAAAGAGAUCAGCAAAGCUAUUCUGCAUAAAUACAGGCUUCACCCCCGGGAUGAAUUUAGGAAAACUUUUGACUUGGAAAAUCUAUUUGUCACUCAUCCAGAUUUUGUGCGGUACCUGAAGAACAGGUUCUUGAGGUCAAACGUACUGAAUGGGAAGUACUGGAGGGUAUACAGGCCAAGUACAGGUGCCUUACUGCUGUUAACAGCACUACAUCUCUGUGAUAAGGUUAGCGCCUAUGGUUUUAUGACUCAAGAUUUCCGAAACUAUUCUGAUCAUUAUUAUGACAAGCAGAAGACUGAAGUUACUCUCUACAUAAACCAUGAUUUUCUUUUGGAGAAAGAGGUGUGGGCACACCUGCAUAACGAAAAUAUCAUCAAACUGUACCAGCGGACAUAGGGGACACAUAUUUAUCACCAUUUCACUUGGAUAGAACUGAUGAUCAAGAGAAGCAAUUAGAGGCACUGAAUACUGCGUUAUGUGGAGAAUAUAAACUAUAACCUAAACAUCGGGAACAACAGACACUUAUAUUAAGAGUUAUAUGAAAAAUGUCACUGUUAGAAAAUCUCUUCAGAAAAAAAAAAGAUUAUUUUCUUUUUUUCAUACAGUAUAAUCAUUUUUAAAUGGAAAGAUUUUAAAAUAAAUCUAUAUUUUUAAUCAA
Molecule: messenger RNA, 1975 nt
Organism: Pseudophryne corroboree (corroboree frog)
Lineage: Eukaryota; Metazoa; Chordata; Amphibia; Anura; Myobatrachidae
Gene: ST6GALNAC1
Product: ST6 N-acetylgalactosaminide alpha-2,6-sialyltransferase 1
Exons: 9
Coding region: 298-1713 (471 amino acids)
Biological process (GO): oligosaccharide biosynthetic process
Molecular function (GO): alpha-N-acetylgalactosaminide alpha-2,6-sialyltransferase activity
Source: RefSeq, a predicted model, not a curated record